This is a messenger RNA of Pieris macdunnoughi, 624 nucleotides long. Lineage: Eukaryota; Metazoa; Arthropoda; Insecta; Lepidoptera; Pieridae. The record is from the annotation of a GenBank genome assembly.
AUGGCUAUCGUAAAAACUCCAGUUUUAAAAGUGAUUUUAUGUGGUGAAUAUGGUGUAGGCAAAAGUUCUAUAUUUCGACGAUUCAUAAAUAAUACGUUUUUACCAAAUGCUGAUAGACGUUCUACUUUGGGACUUGAUCAUUUCGAGAAAUUAUAUCAAAUUGGUGACAAGGAAGUCAAGUUGCAGUUAUGGGAUACUGGAGGAAUGGAAAGGAUUGCUUCAGUGACAUCAAGUUAUUACAAAUUUGCUGAAGCAGCAAUUUUAGUAUUUUCUUUAGAUAAUAUUUCUUCAUUUCAUGUAUUGAGUCAACAUUUGUUGGAUAUUGUGACUUACGCAGAGAAUGCAAAAAUUUAUCUGUGUGGUAAUAAGUCUGAUCUUGAAGGGACAUCUCCACAAGUAACUGAUGCUGAUAUCGAAACUUUUUGCGAACAAUGUCACAAUCUUAUUAGUAGCAUUUAUAAAACAUCAUGUAAAACUGGAAAAGGCAUAGAAGAGAUGUUUAGUGACAUAGCAUCACAACUUGUAGAGUCCAAUCGUUCAAGGAUUGAGCUCCAAGCUUUAGAUCACAACAGUUUUAAAAUAUCUCAACCUGAAUCUCCUGAGGAACCAUCAUGCAGUUGCUGA